AUGUCCUCCAACCCGCCGACCUUCCAGUCAAUCCGUUCCCAGCUUUCCGCCAUACCCCCUCCCUUGCUACCCCCAGGCCAUUCCCGGCUCCCCGCCCUAACCGCGCAAAUCGCCUCCCUCCUCCUCCACCCAACUCUCGAAGCCUCCCUCCACCUCCUGAACCACGACCUCCCCAGCGCACACUUCCUAGUCCGCAAGAUGCAAGCCGCACCCGCGUUCGAGGGGAUGCUGCUACAUGCUAUGUUGCACCGCAUUGAGGGAGAUUACGACAAUGCGAGGGCUUGGUAUGCGGAUUGUGCGGGCGCAGCGGCUGUGGAGUGGUGUUGGGGUGAGGAGGGGGAGAGGGGGGAUGUGCCCCCAGCUGUAAAGAAAGAGGGGGACGGAAAAGGGAGCGGUGGGGGCAAAGGCGACGACGAGUGGGAUGGAAUGGCCUCGAACGCGGAUGAACUAGAAGAGAUCGAGACGACCAAGGGGCCUCGGAGGGGUGGGGCGGCGUUGCGUAGAGCGCUGGAGUUCGUGGAUGCGGUGCAGAAGCUCAAGCGGGAUGGAGAGGGGGAUAAGCGGGAGUUGGAAGAGGUUUCGGGGAGGGAGAUCCGUGGGAUGUUGGAUUGGUGCGUGCGGAGGUUUGGGACCGAGGAGGUGCUGGACGCGAGUGGGGCGUGGAGACAGAGCGAGGCGCAUCGGGAGAUGCAGGUGGAUAUGACGACGGGGGGAAAGGGGUUUAGGAAGUUCUGA
Coniosporium apollinis CBS 100218 is the source of this 735-nucleotide messenger RNA. RefSeq lists its product as uncharacterized. The record is from RefSeq and is a predicted model, not a curated record. The transcript has a single exon. NCBI's taxonomy places the organism in Eukaryota, Fungi, Ascomycota, Dothideomycetes. Bases 1 to 735 code for a protein of 244 amino acids.